AUGAUUACCAGAACCAUACCGCCCUUGGACUCCGAACUUCAAGCUCAAUUUUCACUUAUAAUACAAAACAAGACCUUUGACCAAAGUAAAUCAGAAGUUUCCUGGGAAAAGGACAUUCUUCCAAAACUCCUUACUCGGCUAGAUCAACUUGUAAUCUUAGCCAAGAAUCAACAAGAAUCUGGGGAAGACGAAAACACCGACGAACUUGUCAAAUCAAUUGAAUCAAAUCAUGAAAGAAUAAAGAGUCACAUCAAUGCUUUCUUCCAGCAAAGUCCUCCAUUCACCAUAACUCGAAUCGCAGAAGUGAUCAACGAUCCAGAAAAAGAAGGCUAUUCCAUAGCCAAUAAUGCCAAAUUAGUCAAAUAUUUCAAUUCUUUAAAGAAAUUGGUUCUUGUUUCUUCGUCAAUAGAUGACUUCCCUCAAGUGAAUGUACCUGACAAUGAAAAUGGUGAGAAAACCGAACCUGUAGUUAAAGUUGUGGGUCAAUCUGCUGCUACUAUUCCUUUGAUUGAAAUACCUUGGUUGAGUCAAAAUGAUUCUGAAAAUAAUAAUAAAGUGGAAGAGAAUCUAGAAAUUGAGCCUAAGCUUCAUGACCUGAAUGGAGUUGGCACGAAAGCAGAAGAAGGGGAAGAGCCUGCAUCAGAUCAACCAGCAGAUCUACAUGAAAACACGGGCGAACACGAACCAAAAAAGAGAAAGAAUGGAGAGGCUGUUGAGAAGAAUGAAGAUUCCAAACGGCCCAAACCAGAACUACUGGUAAAAAACGUGUAA
Messenger RNA from Spathaspora passalidarum NRRL Y-27907, 771 nucleotides. RefSeq lists its product as uncharacterized. Gene Ontology annotation, cellular component: cytoplasm; protein phosphatase 4 complex; nucleus. Lineage: Eukaryota; Fungi; Ascomycota; Pichiomycetes; Serinales; Debaryomycetaceae. The coding region runs from base 1 to 771 and encodes 256 amino acids. The record is from RefSeq and is a predicted model, not a curated record. Gene Ontology annotation, molecular function: protein phosphatase regulator activity. Gene Ontology annotation, biological process: protein dephosphorylation. The transcript has a single exon.